UUACUGAAGGGAAUCCAAAUUUAACUGACCAGUGCUGACCAGUUGCGUAAUUGAAAAGUGUUUAAAAUAUAACAAUAUCCUUAGGUGUGUCAGUAGUGCUUGAUCAGAGGAAGGGAUAACAUCUCGUGUUGGACGGAGUAACUUCCAGUAAAUUCAAUUACAGUGGUAAAUUUCCAUCAAGUGCCACCUAGUGCCACCUUCAGCAUGGCGGGUUCAGGAGUAGUUUGUUUGUUUGCGGCAUUAUUAGUUCAAAUUCUAGGCCAAAGUGUACCACCAGGAACUCCUUUCAUUGAAGGUCCUACUUACAUAGUAGUGGGCGAACAAAUCUCAUUAAAAUGUACAUCCACUGGUGGCAAUCCAUCACCUUCUGUCAAAUGGUUUGAAGGACCCACUAUGAUUGAUGAUUCUUUUCAACAGACUGGAAACAGAGUUGUCAAUGACUAUACUUUUACUGCUGAAAAGAGGCAUAAUUUGAUUGUCUUUGAAUGUCAAGUCGACAACGAAGUUCUUCAAAAUCCACUGACAUCAACAUGGUUUUUCCAAGUUUAUACUCCACCAAACCAACCUACCAUUACUGGACCAACAGAUAUAAUUGAUGGGACCUCUUCAACACAUGUAUGUGUAAGCACUGGUGGAAAUCCAAGUCCAGUCAUGUCCAUGCGUAUAGGUCAAACUCCUUUAACCGCAGCAGACGGCAUUGUUGAAACUACAGAAUUUUUGCAAGCAGACUUUUCUUACACAGUAACUCAAACCAUUACAUGGAACCCAACAUUAGCAAAUAAUGGUCAAACGAUUUUUUGUCAAGUGGACCAUGAUGAGACCAGAGCAAAUAAUCCACAAAUUGUUUCUCUUCAACUGACAGUCAGAGUGGCUCUGUCUAUUAAUGCACCACAACUGCAAUAUAAUCCAACCAUCGGAAACAACCUUGUCCUUCAGUGUGUUGUAACUGGUACUGCCACAUCUGUCACAUGGAGAAAAGAUAACAGUCAAUUGUUCAUAAACAACAAUGCCCGCUAUUCUAAUGGUAACACUGGUACCCCAUCUUUAACAAUUAGCAAUGUCCAGGCGUCCGACUCUGGACAGUAUGUCUGCUCAGCUACAGAUGGAUCCAAAACAGUCAACACUAAUGUCAUUACAGUGUCUGCUCAAUCUUUACCAACUGUGACAAUUCAGUCCUCAACUUACACUGGUCAGUAUGGAAACUCUGUAACACUUGUAUGUACAGUGUCCGCUGUUCCUUUCCAAACCAACGUUUAUUGGGAGAAGGAUGGCUUUGCUCAGAUCAAUUCUGGAGACAAUGGGUAUUCUGGUAGCACAACCAACAAUCCUUCUUUAACCAUUACCUCUGUGACAACAAGUGACCAGGGAACAUACAGAUGCUAUGCUACAAAUAUUGUAGGAACCGGUCAAAGUUCAACUACACAACUUACAAUUUCAGGAGGAUUACUCUCUGUGACCAUUGAUCAGCCAUCUUUAUCUGCUGUUCUGGGAAGUAACAGUGUCACAAUAGGCUGCACUGUAACUGGUCAACCCUCAGCAUCUUCAGUAUCUUGGACAAAGAACUCUGGAGGUCAAACCACAAAUAUCAACAUCGGCAAUAGUGGGAAAUACCAGGGAGGUUCCAUUAACAACCCAUCCCUGACCAUAUUUAACAUUGCCCAGAAUGAUGAAGCAAACUACGUCUGCAGUGCUACUAACAUUGCUGGAACAUCAUCCAGUCAAAACGCAUUCUUAGAUGUCACUGGAAAUAUACCCACCGUAACUAUCCCAUCUCCAUCCUACAGUAUUUUGUAUGGAAACCCAAUCACUAUUGAGUGUCAAAUAACAGCUAAUCCUCAACACACCACCGUAACUUGGCAGAGAAUUGUAAAUGGUGCAACAUCUACGAUUAAUCUAAAUAAUGCUGGCAAAUAUUCAGGUGGCUCCAUCAAUACACCAUCUCUCACCAUUUCCAAUACAGUGUCUUCUGAUUCUGGUCUUUACAGGUGCUCUGCUACAAAUGCAGUUGGAACUGGAAACAGUCAGGAUACACAACUUUCAGUUACUGGCAGUGUACUGACUGUCAACAUUCCCCAAAGUUCAUACACGGAGGAUUAUUCUGAUACUGUUACUUUAGAUUGUGUUAUUAGUGGAACACCAGCAGCUACUCGUGUUUAUUGGGAAGCCACUAAAUAUGGUGUCACAACUCAAAUUGAAGUGACAAAUUCCAUCAAAUACAGUGGUUCUUCUAUAAGUACUCCAUCACUUACAAUAACAAACACCAUCUUGGAAGAUGAGGGCGUUUAUAAAUGUUUUGCUGAAAAUGUUUUUGGUCUCGCCGAAAGUAAUCAGACGACACUGGAUAUAGUUGGUGGUAAUAUCCCUACUGUGACUGUAUCCCUGCCAAACUACAACACUAAUAUUGGUGCUACCGUGACAUUGGGUUGUUCAGUGAUAGCCACACCUGCUGCUAACUCAGUUUACUGGAAGAGAAUUGGUGCUAAUGGUCAGACCAUUGACAUUGAUACAAACAGCAAUAGAUAUGAUGGUGCUUCUAUUACAAACCCCUCCUUGGUCAUUUACAAUCCAGACUUGUCUGAUGAAGGCAAUUAUGUAUGCUAUGCCUCCAAUGCUAUUGGAACAGGAAACAGUCAACAAACAUUCUUAGAUGUUACAGGAAAUAUCCCAAAUGUGAAAGUUCAACAGAGUCUGUACACUGUCAACAUUGGCCAAUCAGCAACCCUGGAAUGUACUGUUACUGCAUCACCCCAACAUACCAUUGUUUACUGGCAGAAGGUAGUCGGUGGUGUUGCUACAACAAUCUCUACUUCAAGUUCUAACAGAUAUUCCGGAUCCACCGUCAAUAAUCCAUCUCUGACCAUCAGUGCUUCACAGUCCGGUGACGAAGCUUAUUAUAUAUGUUUUGCUAGCAAUGAAGUUGGAACUGGUCAGAGUUCUCAGACAUACCUUGACAUCAUUGGAAGUAUUCCAAUUGUCAACAUUGGCUCCAACUCAUACAAUGUAAACUAUGGAAACUCUAUCACAUUGGUAUGUACUGUAACAGCCAAUCCAGUCCAUAGCUCUGUAUCGUGGACCAAGAUCCAAAAUGGAGUACAGACUGCUAUCAGUAUUGAUGGAAGUAAAUACUCAGGUGCUACCGUAUCACAGCCAUCUUUGGUAAUCAGCAAUGCCGGCAAUUCUGAUGAGUCUUUCUAUGUAUGUUCUGCCACUAACAGUAUUGGAAAAGGCCAAAGUUCACAGACCUACUUGGAUGUUGUUGGAGAUAUUCCUGUUGUCCAAAUCUUGUCAAACUACUACAGUGUAGAAAUUGGUCAAUCUGUAAAUGUUGAAUGUGAAGUUCAGGCCGACCCACUCCAUAAUUCUGUACAGUGGAAGAGAGUUCUAAAUGGUGCAACCCAAAACCUUGAUAUAUCUAACGGCAACAAGUACAUUGGAGGAACCAGAAACACGCCAUCUUUGACGAUUCAAUCUACCGGUGAUAGUGAUGAAGGUUAUUACAUCUGUACAGCCACUAAUGCUGUUGGAACUGGAUCCAGCUCACAGUCCUAUGUUGAUGUAACUGGAAGUGUUCUCUCCGUAAAUGUUCCACAACCCUCAUACAGUGCCAACUAUGGCCAGAGUGUACAGCUAGUUUGCUCUGUAUCUGGUAACCCUCCAGCAACCUCGGUCUACUGGCAAAAGGUCAAGAAUGGUGUCGUUACAACCAUCUCAGCAAACACCAACCCCAAUAAAUACUCUGGCGUCACACUCAGCACACCAUCUCUAACAGUUCUGAACACUGAUGCUGAUGAUCAAGCCGUUUACACUUGUUUCGCUGAGAAUGCCAUCGGUAGAUCUCAGAGUCAACAGACACAACUUCAGAUUGUUGGAAGUGUUCCAUCUGUAACAAUUGGACAAGGAUAUACUGUCAACCUUGGAAGUUCUGUGACCAUCCAGUGUACUGUUUUCGCAACACCAUCAGCUUCUUCUGUCACAUGGAAGAAGAUAAGUCAGAAUGGCGCUGAAUCUUUCAUCAAUGUGGCAAAUUCUGCCAAAUACAAUGGUGGAACUGUAGGAACACCAUCCCUGACAGUCCAAAAUGCUGCUGAAGGUGAUGAAGCUUACUAUGUUUGCUCUGCUACCAAUGCAGCUGGAACAGGAACCAGUUCACAAUCAUUCUUGGACGUACUUGGAAGUCUCCCUGUUGUCACCAUUCCUCAACCACAAUACAGUGUUAUUGUCGGAAACGACCUCACUAUAGGAUGUACCAUUGAUGCCAACCCUGCACACACAAGUGUCACAUGGAGAAAGAUAGUCAAUGGACAACCCACCCAACUUAAUACUGCUGGUCGUAUCACUGGCUCAACCGUCAACAAUCCAUCAAUCACUAUUACCAGUGCUGUCGCUAGCGAUGUUGGAUAUUAUGUAUGUUAUGCUACCAACAGUGUAGGAUCAGGAUCAAGUGCACAGACAUACUUGAAUGUUGUUGGAAGUAUCCCAGUAGUAACUGUCUUGUCCACAAGUUACUCUGUCAACAUUGGUAACCCCAUCACACUACAGUGUACUGUGUCUGCCAACCCUGCUGCCACCGUUGUUAUGUGGCAAAGAAUUAUCAACAAUAAUGCUGUCAACGUAGACAUGAACAGUGGUCAUUACUCUGGAAGUAGGGUCGAUUCUCCAUCUCUAGUGGUCAGUAAUGCUGCAGCUGCUGAUGAAGGAUACUACAUUUGUAUGGCUAGCAACAGUGUAGGAACUGGACAAAGUCAACAGACUUUCUUGGAUGUUGUUGGAAGUAUCCCAACAGUAAAUGUACCAGUCCCAAAUUACACCGUAAACCGUGGAGCAUCAGUCACACUGGAAUGUCAGUAUAGUGCCAACCCAGCUGCUACAUCCGUAUCAUGGGAGAAAGUCGUUAACGGACAAACUUCAGAUAUAGUCCUCACUAAUCUCAAUAACAAAUAUGGUGGCUCAUCAGUCUCUUCUCCAUCUUUGAUCGUCAACUCUGCUGAGGAGUCUGACCAGGCUAGUUACAUCUGUAAAGUGACCAAUGCUAUUGGAACAGGAAUCAGUACUGCCACUAGCCUUGAUGUUGUAGGAAACAUCCCCGUUGUAACUGCCUCUCCAUUGGCUUACUCUGUCAACAUUGGUGAUUCUGUAACAGUUCAAUGUAGUGUUGUAGCUGAUCCCCUCCACACCCAGGUCUACUGGAGAAAGAUCGUUGGUGGAACCACUUCUAAUAUUAAUGUUCUCAACAGUAAUGGCAAAUAUGACGGAUCAACUGUAGGAGCUCCAUCUUUAAUCAUCAACAAUGCUGCUUUUGGUGACCAAGGAACAUACGUAUGUUAUGCUUCAAACAGUGUAGGAACUGGUCAGAGUACACAGGUCGUUGUAGCUGUAGCAGGAAGUGUACCUAGUGUCACCCUCUCACAGACCUCAUUCUCUGCAAGCUACGGUGAUGAUGCAACACUGGGAUGUAUUAUUUCUUCCAACCCUACCUACACUUCUGUUUACUGGCAAAAAAUUGUGACCGGAGAGACACCUACCACCAUUGAUGUGUCUAAUACCGCUAAAUAUUCAGGAUCUACCGUUGCCAAUCCAGAUCUUACCAUUAGGAAUAUCGGAAGUGGAGACAUCGCUAAUUAUGUUUGUUUCGCAGCCAACUCAGUUGGUACUGGAAGGAGUAACCAAGGACCUCUCAAUGUUCUUGGCAGUCCACCCACCGUUAGAAUCAGUCAGACAACAUACACAGUCAACAUUGGAAACACUGUUACCAUUGAUUGCUCUGUAAUCUCUAACCCAACUCAUACCACUGUCUACUGGACCCGUCAGACUUCUGGUAACACUGAAGAAACCAUUACAAUUGGUGGCAGCCUUUCAACAAAAUAUGGAGGAGGCAGUGUAGUUUCACCAUCUUUGAUCAUAUACAAUUCUGACAACAGCGACCAAGGCACUUACAUUUGUCAUGCUACAAAUCUUGUUGGAACAGGUCAAAGUUCACAAGCUUUCCUCAAUAUUGUCGGAAAUGUGCCAACCGUCACAGCAAGUACUGUACAAUCUGCACGUGUUGGCAGCUCCGUCAUCAUUACAUGUACCAUUGUUUCAAACCCAGCAGCUAUUGAUGUAACAUGGGCUAAGUAUAUCAACAACCAACCUACACCAAUAGAUAUCGUUAACAACAACCGACUCAGCGGUGGUACCACUACCAAUCCCUCAUUGACCAUUAAUCCCGUUGAACAGGACGAUGAAGGAAAUUACAUUUGUCAAGCACGUAAUGAUGUAGGCACAGGAUCUAGUAACCAGGUCUAUCUUGAUAUUAUUGGAGAUCCACCAUCAGGUAUUACCAUCAACCCAACAAAGAUUGUGAUUGAGGCAGGACAAACUAUCACAGCCACAUGCUUGGCCCAGGGAAGUCCAUCCAUUAUUUACACAUGGACCAAAGAGGGAUCCAUUACCGUCAUAAAGACUGGCAAUAUCUUAGAGAUCAACAAUGCUCCAAGGACAGCCCUAGGAACCUACACCUGUAGAGCCUCUAACAACUAUGGAUCUAUGGAAGCUACAACUAUUGUUGAUGUCCAAUAUGCACCAGUUGUUGUAAUUUCCGCAACAACAUCUGCAUUUGACGGACAGGGGAGACAAUCCAUCAACAUCCCAUGUUCUUAUAUGUCCAACCCAGCAGCUACCAGCGUGUUCUGGACCAAAUACAACCCAGUAGCCGGCACAAACUCUGGAAACACCAAACUCAUUGAAAUUGAUGGUAACAAGUAUCAAGGUGCUAAUUUGAACAGCCCAAGUUUGACGAUUUACAAUUUGGACAGAACUGACGCAGGAUCAUACAGAUGUUCAGCUUCAAACAUCAUCGGACUAGGAGAAUCUAAUUACGUCACUUUGAAUAUUGACACAAAUGCUGCCCCAUCAUUCAUAAGAAUAAGACCAUCCCAAGUGACCAUUGAAGAAGGCAAUGGAUACACCUUGACAUGUGAAGCCGAUGGUGACCCAUCACCUUUGUAUGAAUGGUACUACAAAGAUAUCAAGAUACAUGAAGGCCCUGUUCUUACAAUCAGCAAUGCCGCUUACAAUAACAAUGAUGGAUUACACACAUGUAAAGCUACUAAUGUUGUGGGAAGUAGACAGGCCACUGUAGAUGUUGAUGUCAAAUAUGCUCCAAUUAGUGCAGUAGAUCAAGCCAGUUUCAAUCCUGCUUUAAAUAAUGCUGUAACUUUGAGAUGUAAUACAUUAGCUAAUCCAUCAUCUACACAUUGGGAGUGGAAAUACAAUGGAUUUGACUUGGACUUCAAUGAGAAAAAUUACUUAGUCGACAUGGACAGCACAGCUGAUGUUGGAAAAUACACCUGCAUUGCCUUCAAUGAAGUUGGACAGUCAGCGGAGAUUGAUUUUACAGUUGAACUUGCUGCUGGUCUGACCCCAGCUCCAAGGAUAGUUGAAACAACUGUAUCUGCUGGUUUGACAGGAGGAGAGAUUGCUGCUAUCUGUCUGGCUGUUCUGUUUGGUAUCCUACUUAUUGUUAUCAUCAUUGUCUGCUGUGUUGUACAAGGAUGUUGCGGUCGUAAGCGGGAAAAGAAAGAACGUUAUAUUGAACGUGAAGUUAUUAGAACAGAAAUGCCUUAUAGAACAGAAACUAUUCCAGUUGUGAAAGAGCCAUCUGUUGUAUCAGUUAGAGAGGUUCAGCCAAGAAUCAGUUAUAUGGAAUCUGUACGGGAAGUACCAAGAAUAGGCUAUGUAGAUGACAGUUAUAGAUACAUGAGCACUCAACAACGCCCUUAUUACUUGCCAGUCGUAGAAGCUACUUAUGAUGAUGAAGAGUACCGUAAACAAAAGAAGAAGAAGAAGAGUAAGAAGAACAGGAUGUACGGACAAGACCUUGCUGCUGAUAAUGAAAUCUAUCUGGAAGAAAGAGUUGUCGGAUCAGUCCGGGGUUCUCGUAAAGGCGAUGAAAUCAUCACUGGACCUGAAAUGUACUUUGAAGCCGAGUAAAUAAGUUAUAUCUAGGACCUUAACAAAAUUUUUCAUUAUACAUAAUGUAAUUUAGGUUCAGAGUUGUAAUGAAUUUACCAAGGUAUCUUUGGAAGAUUUUUCAUUUCGAGCAAAGGACAUGUGUAAUAUAGUGCUAGAAUCUCAUAUAAAUAGGUACUAAUAAUGAAUCCGAUUUACACUGCUGUAAUUGAAAGGAAUAGUAUGCAAAAGUUUGGAGACAAAUUAACAUUGCGUAGAUUAUUUAGUACUUCAUCACCAUGUGAAUGUGCAUAAUAUUAACUGGUUUUGCUCCUGUUCCAUUUAUAAUAGCAGAGAUAUACAUUUGUUAAUUUAUGACACUUGUUAUUUUGAAAUCCAUUUUGUAUAGAUAUAUUUUGUUAUAAACUUUUUCAAUAUUAUUUUUUUCAUCAAAAGUUUACAUGAAAAUCAAAAUUGUUAUAUAUGCAAUUGUAGAUUGUUAUAUUUUUCUAUUCGCACAUAAAUUUAUAUAAAAUCAUAAUUUUACAACAGAAAAUAAAACGUAUAUCACCUAACAA
This is a messenger RNA of Mytilus trossulus (common blue mussel), 8507 nucleotides long. Its product is annotated as hemicentin-1-like. The coding region runs from base 205 to 7971 and encodes 2588 amino acids. The record is from RefSeq and is a predicted model, not a curated record. The transcript has 31 exons. NCBI's taxonomy places the organism in Eukaryota, Metazoa, Mollusca, Bivalvia, Mytilida, Mytilidae.